Molecule: messenger RNA, 2699 nt
Organism: Folsomia candida
Lineage: Eukaryota; Metazoa; Arthropoda; Collembola; Entomobryomorpha; Isotomidae
Product: protein fantom-like
Exons: 6
Coding region: 34-1956 (640 amino acids)
Biological process (GO): non-motile cilium assembly
Cellular component (GO): ciliary transition zone
Source: RefSeq, a predicted model, not a curated record
CGAAAUUUUGACAAGAGUGUUAGUGAGUGAGUGAUGAGCGACCUGAGUGACGGGGUCGGCGGCGGCGGUGGGAGGAAAUCACGCCGAACGGUUGAGCAGGAUGAGAACAAUGCAGAAACUGCGUCCACUCGAGGAGGAAGAAAUUGGUCCAAGAAACAGGGCGAAAAUCGGAGCAAUCGGGUCAGCAGUGGGGAUGGCGUGGCAGAUGAAAACCUGUUACUUCGACGCCAUCUCCGCAAGCAGGAGGAGAAGAUUAAGCUUCUGGCCACAAAACUUGUCCGAGUUGUGGGUGAGAGGAAAAGCAAGGAGAAACGGGACGAAAUGUUGAUUGAGGAGCAGAAGGGCAGAUUAGCCGAGUUGGAGGGAAUCGUGUCCAAUCUUAGGGACAAGUUAAGCGUGAGUCGCGAACAAUUAGCGUCCGUGACCAAGCUUAUCCCAACCCCGUCAAAUACCUCCCAUCACCACCACCAUUUACACCACUUACCUCCAACCCCAUCAGCCAGUUCCCGAGGUCGGACUCGUUGGUCGUCUGGUGGCGGAUCACCCCCAAAGAAGCAGGACUCCGCCACCGUGACUAAAAAGGGUCGUCUCUCCAGCACCACCACAACGCCUCGACCUCGAAGCAGUCACCUCACUCUGCUCGAAGACUCCGAGUUCACUUCACGCGUGGAAAGCUUGCUGUUGGAGGCGAAAAGUGAGAACGCGGCGUUAGAAGACCAACUCCGUCUCAGCAGGGAACGCCUCACCCACUUUCAACUGGAAGCGGAACGAACCUUAUCCGCCCUUCGGGUCGCAGAAGAGGAAGUGGAGCGGAUGCGGGCAGAGGUCGAGCGAGGUCACGGCGAGCGUGUCUCGCUGAUUCGAGCAGAGCGGGAGGCGCGUCGUUUGGGUGGCUGGGUGGGCGUGCUGGAGGGGAAAGUGGGUCGACUGGAGGAGGAAGUUGGGCGCGGUGUGGAGGACAAAGGUCGCGUGGAGGAAGAUUUACGGAAGGUGGAGGGGGAACUGAGGGAGGAGCAGGAAAAGGGCCUCAGUCUGGGGAAGAAGUUGGAGGAAGUUGUGCGGGAAGUGGGCAGACUGAAGGAGGUCGAAAUGGCGGUGGGCGGACUCGUCGAGGAGAAUCGGAUACUGAAAGAGAGUCACGAAUCCUUAGUGGAGAAGAGCUUGUCCGGUAUUUCUCUGGGGGCGGGAGGCAGUCGUUCAGCUGGACAAAGGGCGGAAGAAGAAUGUGUUGACCUCAAGAGGCAACUGACCGAAUUGGAGGGGAGGUUGAAAACCGAAGUGGGCGCAAAAUCCGAGCUGAGCGAAGCUUUACGAGAAGCAAAGACCAAGAAUGUCACGCUCGAAGAGAAAGUGGCAAAGUUGGAAGGAGAGCUUGCCGAAAUGAGCGCAAAAUUGGCAGCCAGCGAGGCAGACCGAGAGAAACGCAGCAUCAGUGAAGAGGUCAUUCUUCGUGCCAAGACCGUAGAAGAAGAGCUUGGCCAAACCCAAUGGCAAUUGGUUCAAGUUCGUGACGAGUUGGACAAAACGCGUGCCCUGCUGAGAACGCAAAUGAUGAUAAGUCGCGGUUGGGGGAAGGAGGUGGAAGAACUGAGCAAGAAGUUGGACAAGGCGGAAAGCUUUCACAGUCAUAAAUUGGAAGAAUUUAUGGCCCUCUUGGAACAAAGGACGAAGCAAAUGUGCGUCCUGGAAGAAACUUUGGAAGCCAUUCGACCCUUGGCGAAUAAAACGGCACCACCACGACAAAUAAUGGUCCCAAAUAAUGAUGCCACCGCGACGACAACAACCUCAGAGAAUAAAUCACCACCACAAGAGCAACAAACAAUUGUCACGAAAAAUAAUGCCACCGCGACGACAACCACAGAAGAAAUUGUUCCCCCCACUCGACCCCCGCGCACGAACCCCCCAGAUCGCGACAAGGAUAAUAAUAAUGACUCCUUGCUCGUACUGCCCAUGUGAUGACGAUGAUGAUAUUGACAUGAGAAUAACAAUUAUUAAUAACUGUAUAAUAUGCCUUCUCUUGAGCCAAGUUUGCGUCUUUCUCUCCUGUAUCUUAAAUAACUGCUUAAUUACGAUAAUUAAUUAGGAUUCUAUGUUAAAUUAGUUUAACAAGUUGAUACCAUGACAUACGUGUGACCUCCCGGUUGGAUUUUGACAUUAAAAGACAUUCUUGACGUGUAAUUAAUUAGUUAGUGUACUUUCUCUUCUCAGAUAUAUAUUGAGGGAUUUCACGUCAAGUUCGUAACCUACGUAACUGCGUUAGGUUUGUAAGCUUACACACUCUUGACGUGAGUUGACUUUGUAAACAUUUUCGUAAACAUUUUUUAGUAAAAUCAAAAUAUCGUAUAUAAAACAUCAUCAAAAUGUUGCUAGCCAACUUUAUCCUAGCGUACACCAAAUGAAAUGUAAUUAUUUUUGAAUUUUUUUGCCUAAAAUAUCAGGUUUUCAGGAAUUACAUAGCUAUUUCUUAUGUCACAAAAUUCUAUAAUAUACCAAAAUGAUCGUAUGAUCAAGACCGAUCGAUUGAUACCCCUCUGGAUGAAGUGUGUCAAUUUAACCCAGAUUUGACAUUUGGGGGCUGGUCGGAUAGCGACAAAUAUUUUCGGCUGGCAGCAAUCUUUUGUAAAAUAAUUAAAUUAAUUUGCAUGUUGAUGGGACGAGAUCACAAAAAAUUUACAAUUGACAAUUCGUCUCUAAGACAA